This is a messenger RNA of Triplophysa dalaica, 1379 nucleotides long. RefSeq names its product embryonic polyadenylate-binding protein A-like. The transcript has 5 exons. Gene Ontology annotation, molecular function: poly(U) RNA binding; poly(A) binding; mRNA 3'-UTR binding. Gene Ontology annotation, cellular component: ribonucleoprotein complex; nucleus; cytoplasmic stress granule. The coding region runs from base 903 to 1379 and encodes 158 amino acids. Lineage: Eukaryota; Metazoa; Chordata; Actinopteri; Cypriniformes; Nemacheilidae. The record is from RefSeq and is a predicted model, not a curated record.
UAAAUAAUGCAUUAAUCAUACCGUUAUGUUGUAGGGCACGCGCAGCUUGGGAGAAGGCGUUCAUUGAGCCUACGUCACUUCGUAUUAGUUCCGCUGCUCGUUUUUUAUUUUUUAGACCAGUUGGGUCUUUUAUUUUAAUUUGAUCGUUUUAGUUUCUACUGUACGAUGUUUUAUUUUAGUAUUGUGAUUUUUGGUCACCCAUAAAAAAACAUUUAUGUCAAAAGAGUCCUCACUUUAAUCGGACUCCAUACAAAGCAACGCCACAUUCCGGCGAUGUAUUAAUUUGUUAAUAAUUUAUUACUAAAUCUAUUUCUCAUUUGUAUUAUUUUAAAUAAACGCGAUUAGUAUUAAAAAAAGAAAUCGAUUUUGUCCCAUUACAAAACGACGCAUGACGUUGACGUGGUCAUCUGCGUAUCACCUUAAACGUCGAUCACUAGGCAACGAGCGCGUAGCGUACCUUCUACAAACAACAAACAUUGAUUUGACGAGCCGCUGGAUGAGACGGAGCGAUCUUCAGAUUUGCAUUUUCCAUUUCUUGACUUUAUUGAUAUAUUCAUUUCGUUAAUUUAUUCAUUUAUCAAUACAUUUUCAUCUGAAUUACUCAGUGUCAUAUUUUUGUCUGGUUUUAACAUUUCUUGUUUUUAACGUAUUCUCAGUCCGUGAGUUGUUAUUUUCACAGGUCAGAUGACAUCGUUCAUCGGAGGAAGCUCUUGUGGAGCUGGCGUACCGAGGGAUCAAAUCGCCUCGUUGUUCGUGGGGGACCUUCUUCCAGAAGUGUCCGAGUUCGUCCUCCAUCAGACGUUCAGCCCGUUCGGUCCGAUCCAGUCCGUGCGGGUCUGCAGAGACAGGGUGACUCGGCGAUCCCUGCGGUAUGGUUAUGUUACGCCAAUGCUGAGAGCGCCAUGGACAGCCUGAUGUGUCAGGAUCUUCUGGGCAGACCCAUGCGGAUCAUGUUCUCCCAGCGUGAUUCCACUCUGAGGACGACUGGGGUCGGGAACAUCUUCAUCAAGGGUCUGGCCAGCAGCAUCGAUGGUGCCAGCCUUUAUGACUGCUUCUCAAUUUUUGGGAAGAUCCUGUCCUGCAAGGCGGUCUGCGAUGCACAUGGAUCCAAAGGUUAUGGAUUCGUCCACUUUGCCACCUUUGAAGCGGCAGAGAAGGCCAUCAAAGCGCUUGAUGGCAUGUUGUUGGACGACCAGCUAGUGUCCAUUGGCCACUUUAAAACCUUUCAAGAGCGUCAUGUUGAGCAGCAGGUCAUGGCUCAGGACAACGAGAGGCACUACCCGGUUCAAAAACGCCUUGACGUUCAGCCUGAAAACCAGCUCGCGCUCCAGCCCGUCAGUCGACAGACAGCAGCGUGCGACCUCGCUCAGAGUCAGUAG